This is a messenger RNA of Pestalotiopsis fici W106-1, 1572 nucleotides long. RefSeq lists its product as uncharacterized. Gene Ontology annotation, molecular function: transmembrane transporter activity. The transcript has 4 exons. Gene Ontology annotation, biological process: transmembrane transport. The coding region runs from base 1 to 1572 and encodes 523 amino acids. NCBI's taxonomy places the organism in Eukaryota, Fungi, Ascomycota, Sordariomycetes, Amphisphaeriales, Sporocadaceae. The record is from RefSeq and is a predicted model, not a curated record.
AUGGAUGAGUCUACUCCACUUCUUGAGAAUCAAUCGCAUUCUCUCUCUCAAAAAAGGCUCUUGGUCAUAUUUCCUGCUCUUGCGCUCAUACAGUUCACCUCGUUCCUGGACCAAACGUCCAUAUCCACCAGUCUUCCCGCCAUCGCUUCGGCCCUCCAUACGGGAGCCUCUAUCUCUCUCGUCGGCGCUUGUUUUCUUAUUACUAGCACAAGUAUCCAACUCAUCAAUGGAAGGCUUUCGGAUAUUUUCAGCCGCAAGAUCUCGCUUAUCGCGGCUCUUUCAAUUAUGGGAGGGGGCAACGUGCUCUCGGGCUUUUCUGGGACACCUCUGCAAUUGUUCGCCGCCAGAGCGUUUACCGGCUUUGGUGCCGGGGCCAUAAAUGCGCUUGUACAGAUUGCGAUUGCGGAUAUCACGACGUUAGAGCAGCGCGGCUAUUACUUUGGCAUAGUCGGUGCGGCGACGGCGCUGGGAAACGGGCUCGGUCCCGUCAUAGGAGGGGCUUUGACGCAGGUUGCUGGAUGGCGGUGGGCGUUCUGGUUUGUGAGCCCUCUGUGCUUUGUGGCUAUUUGUUAUCUCGUGUCAGUUUGGCCGACAUCUUCUUCGACGCAUGCCAAAGGCCGAGUCUGGGACAAGUUGAAGCUGGUGGACUGGGCUGGAGCCCUUGCCAGUCUUUUUGGCAUUACUUUGUUCCUCAUUCCGAUAUCACAAGGCGGAACUACCAUGUCAUGGACCUCUCCGGUGACGAUUGGCAUGCUCAUCGCUGGCGUGACGCUAUUCGGCAUCUUUUUGAUUAUCGAAUGGCGAUUUGCGAAACUGCCCCUGCUGCCAUUCCGGCUUUUCAGCUACAAUCGUUCCACGAAUAUUCUGAUUUUCAUUAACAUUCUGAUCGGCUGGAUUUAUUGGGGUAAUUUGUUUGUUCUUCCGUUGUACCUGCAGAACGUCCGAGGGUUCAGUCCGUCUCAGGCUGGCGUUUUGCUCUUACCAAUGGUCAUCUCCCAUGGAGUGACAUCGGCUCUGACUGGCAUUCUCAUAUCCUUUCUUGGACACUACAAACCCAUUAUUGUAACAGGAGCCACCUGCUGGGCUUUGGCCGCAGUCGCCAAGUUUUACAUUGAUCAAGACACCCAGAUUUGGAGCCUCAUCGUCGUCGGCAUCCUCGACGGUGUAGGAGUCGGGUGUUCUUUGCAGCCUGUUCUUGUGGGACUUUUCGCAGCAUCCGAUUCCGAUGACCGAGCCGUUUUAACAGGACUACGAAAUUUCUUACGAGACAUUGGAGGCGCAACUAGUACUACAGUCUCUGGUGCUAUCUUGAGCAACGUUUUAUAUGUCCAGUUAAAGUCCAGAUUCAGCCCGGAACUUAUCGCGAAACUGGUUUCAUCAGCCAAUGCACUGGAAAACUUGCAUCUGACGGACGAAGAGAAAGCCCUGGUAAAUCAAGGGUAUAUGGAUGGGCUUCACGCUGUGUUCGCGUCAUUUGCUGUACUCGUCGCCAUCCAUCUCGGCAUGUGCUUAUGUAUCAAGGACUAUGGAUUGAAGCGUAAUAGCCCUCCACAGAUGCAUCGGCAGACUUGA